Molecule: messenger RNA, 663 nt
Organism: Anneissia japonica
Lineage: Eukaryota; Metazoa; Echinodermata; Crinoidea; Comatulida; Comatulidae
Exons: 1
Source: RefSeq, a predicted model, not a curated record
AUGGUUUCGGAACUAAGUAACGAACUCAAAACGGUCAUCGACGCGCGCGAUAGACUGGUGAAAGAGAACACCGAAAUGGAAAAGAGGCUAUCGGAAUCGGACAAAAGUCUGUCGAAUUUGUACGACGAAUCGAUGAAAAAGGUUGUCCACCUCGAAGAAUCGGUGUUUUCGAAGAACAAGGAAGCGGACGAAUUGAGAUCAGAUUUGACGAAAACGAAGAUGGAGAUGGACGAGAUCAAAAGACAACUCAACUUUGCCAAUAACAAAGUGGCGGAGGCGUAUUCCGAAGUGACUCGAAUCGUCAAGAACUCGGAAGACGUCCGAUCGCACGAGGAAUGUCGAGAACUUCUCACACGACGCCUCGAUGAAGUGGAACGUUCGUUGGAAAAGGAAAGGAUGAAGUUGGCCGAUUAUGAGCAAAUGAACAAAGAAUUAAUUCGACAUAUAUCCUAUCUGACGAACGAAAUAGAAACAGUAAAUUACGGCCGAAGUGUAGAGGUAAGCAAAUUGCGCCGAUUACUGAACGAUUGCAGACGCGAAGGGUCUCAACGACAACGUCAGGAACCUCCCGGUCGCCGUAACGUCGGUCCCAGCUACAACGUCGUCGAAGACGCAUGUUCCGGAAGUUCUGCGUGCGAAUCCGAAGAGGAAGUGGACGACGAC